Molecule: messenger RNA, 874 nt
Organism: Sinocyclocheilus grahami
Lineage: Eukaryota; Metazoa; Chordata; Actinopteri; Cypriniformes; Cyprinidae
Product: F-box only protein 15-like
Exons: 6
Coding region: 1-780 (259 amino acids)
Cellular component (GO): SCF ubiquitin ligase complex
Molecular function (GO): protein binding
Source: RefSeq, a predicted model, not a curated record
AUGCCACCAGAGAUCAUUCUCAGGAUUCUCUCGUACUUGGAUCCUGGGUCUCUUUUCUGUAUUAGUUUCAUCAACAAGCACUUCCAGGAACUGUCCAACAACAAUUUUAUGUGGUAUCAGUUUUACAUCCGCGAACAUAGCAAAAAGAAGAAAGCCAGUCAAGAAGAUCAGAUGAUACAUGAUCUUGGUGUGGUGGGUGUGCAGGAGAGGCCAAAGAGAUACUGGAGAAAUGCAUGCUUCAAAGAAAUUUCCGGCCUGAAUGUGAACAAGUGGAGAACAAACGUACAACGCAUUGACCCUUAUUCAGGACUGCAGCGACAUACAGAGGAAUUCAUCAGGAGUCUGUGUAUUACAUGGGAGAUCACAGUGACUGAUGGGAGAGGACGGCGGAGCACCUUUGAGCAGUCUCAUGCCUUCUUUAGCAGUACGGCUGUUUUUGUGUUCUGGAGCGCUGUCACUUGGCCUCCUUUCAACCAGCUCACCUCCCUUGAGCUUCACGGAGUGUUGCGGGUGCCCCUCGAUUGUCAUGCUCCUUACAGGCCAGGCUGGAAAUCAGUUAUGUCUAAAAUAAAGCUUCAAGGAGAACACCAUGAAUUGUGUGUUUCAGACAAGAUUGUCAAGAUGCUGCAUGUUGGACAUGGCAUAACUUUGGGAUUCUGGAAGGACCAAUGGGAAAUUGCUUUUGUCAUGGUAAACUUGCACAAUCACAGACUUGUGGAAAGAAGUCUUCAUGCAUCUAUUAGUCCAAUGUCCAGCAGCUGGAGUCAGUGCUUUAUUUGAUGAUGUGGACCCGGAGUACGGUCUCCAUGGAUACUCUGCUUACAUUGAACUGCACAAUACAGUGAGAGUCAUCAUGUCUGACCGCUUUUCCCAG